CCUAGCUAGGCUAUUGCCAGUAUUAGAACGAUGCUCUCCACCUCUGGGCGCCAGGUUGGUGGCUGCCUACAACACUGCCAACAACUCAGAGGUCUCAAGGAUGCUUCAAGGCUUCAGUUUGGGCAGAAUUGCAGCACACAUGGUCUAGGAAGUUGGCUGUCUCAAUCAGCUGCAAGGGUUUCCAUCAGAAAGCUUGGCCAACGGAGCUGGGCAUCUCCAUUCCCAACCAAGUUAGAAGGGCAGGACUCCAUAAUUCAUCCAUGCCGCAUUCACACGCAAGCACGGGGCAAUGGACCUAGGAAUGCUGUUCCCCCCUUGCAACUUAGCAGCUGCGAUGCGCUUAAGUGGGGAAGCAGGCGUCAGCAGCAUGCUGUGAUGCAUUCUCCAAUCCAGAAAGGCCAAUGCUCUGUCAGUGACUACCACCCAUGUGCACAAACUGUCAGCGAAGUGCAAGACCUGGAUGGACUGCGACACGUCGCAGAUGACUACAAGGUGUGGCUGCUCGAUCAGUUUGGUGUCCUUCACGAUGGCCGCAAAGCAUACCCUGGGACAGUAGAUGCAGUGAGGCAGCUUGCGGAGCGAGGCGCCCAGCUGCUGAUCAUUAGCAACUCCUCCAAGCGUGCCAGCGUGACCAUCAGCAAACUGGGACCCCUGGGGUUUGACCCCGCCUGGUUUGUGGGGGCCAUCACCAGCGGCGAGCUCACACACAAGUACCUCAAAGAGCGCACAGACCCGUUCUUCGCCUCCCUGGGCCACAAGUGCGUGCACUUCACCUGGAGUGCGAGGCAGGCGGUCUCCACUCACGGCCUCGGCCUGACGGUCGUCCAACACCCUGAGGACGCGGACUUCAUUCUCGCGCAUGGCUCCGAAGCCAUUGGUGUAGCAGGGCCGCGGGCAGGGGGGGAGAACGACCUGGAUCCCCCAGCCACGCCAGCCCCCCUGAGUGUGAUGGAGGAUGUCAUGAAGCGUGCGGUGCAGAAAGCCAUCCCCAUGAUAGUUGCAAAUCCGGACGAGGUCACAGUGGACGGCCGAGACCUCGCGAUAAUGCCAGGCACUCUGGGAAAGAUGUACGAGAGAAUGGGGGGUCAUGUUCAGUGGAUGGGAAAGCCAGACCCGGUCAUUUACCAAGCCGCUGGUGACAUGCUGGGGGCCGAUCUAAGGAGCGUGGUGGCGGUGGGCGACUCGCUGCACCACGACAUCGGGGGAGCAGCAGCGGCUGGAGUUGACUCGAUCUUUGUGGCCGGUGGCAUACAUGCGGCAGAUCUAGGAGUUGAUGCCUUCGGAGGAAAGCCAGAGCCUUCGAGACUCGUUGCGUUGAUUAGAGAAAAGGAUGCACGGACACCAAAAUUUUGUCUGCCCUUGUUCAACUGGUGAGCUGAAACACUUUAUAACGUGGGAUCGAUGCAUCUGGCCGUGUUUAAAACGUAAAGACGUGUUGAUAGCUUCUUAUGUGCUUGUUGCUUGCCGAUUCUUAUGACCUAUGUUGGCAGCCCGUCGACCGUCAGAAAAGGGUUCUGCUUCAGCCCUUGUUCGGGGCCAGCUACUAUGGAU
Messenger RNA from Klebsormidium nitens, 1551 nucleotides. Lineage: Eukaryota; Viridiplantae; Streptophyta; Klebsormidiophyceae; Klebsormidiales; Klebsormidiaceae. The record is from the annotation of a GenBank genome assembly.